GGAGCAUGCCUGGCUUAGCCACACACUCGCGGUCGUGACCCGAGAACGCGAUUUGGCCGUGAAGGAGAAGUGCCAGCUUCAAGCCAAGCUGGAGAACCUAGAGCAGGUGCUGAAGCACAUGCGAGAGGCCGCUGAGAGGCGGCAGCAGCUGGAGCUGGAGCAUGAGCAGGCCCUGGCGGUUCUCAACGCCAAACAGCAGGAGAUCGACCUUCUGCAGAAGGCUCAGGUUGAAGCUAAGAAGCAGCAUGAAGGUGCCGUGCAGCUGCUAGAGUGCAAGGUGCGGGAGCUGGAGGACAGGUGCCGGGCACAGAGCGAGCAGUUCAGCCAGCUGUCGCGGGGCCUGGAGGAGUUCCGGCGGCACGCGGGCAAGAUUGACCUGCUGGGUGGCAGCUCCGUGGCCUCCUUGGACGUCCCCUUGUCCCCCAGCAAGCCUUUCCCACAGUUCAUGAACGGACUGGCCCCCUCCAUUGGGUCAGGUCAGGAGAGUGCCUUCAGAAGCCGCACUGCGAUCGGGGACUACAUCCGGCCCCUCCCACUCGCCGGGGACAAGCCGGAGCCUCUGUCCAUCAAGCCCACCUUUCUGUCAAGAUCUGGGAGCCCAAGAUGCAGAUUUGAGUCAGACAUGGACAAUGAACGGAAUGCCAACCCCUCCAAGCAGAGAUAUUUGGGGAAGGUGCACCUGUGUGUCGCCCGCUACAGCUACAAUCCCUUUGACGGCCCAAAUGAGAACCCAGAGGCCGAGCUGCCGCUCACGGCGGGGAAGUACCUCUAUGUCUACGGGGACAUGGACGAGGACGGCUUCUAUGAAGGUGAGCUCCUGGACGGGCAGAGGGGUCUGGUGCCCUCCAACUUCGUGGACUUUGUCCAGGACAGCGAGUCCCGCCUAAGUACGCCGGGCACCGAACUGGGUCAGAAUUUCAUCAACCACUCUGGCCUCGGCCUGGACGGGGAGACCAUUCUUGACCUGCACUCCCCGACUCACCUGGACGCGGGCAUCACCGACAACGGCGUGGGGACGCUGGACAUGAACAUCGAUGACGUCGGAGAAGACAUCGUGCCUUACCCUAGGAAAAUCACCCUCAUCAAACAACUCGCCAGAAGUGUCAUUGUGGGCUGGGAGCCCCCGGCCGUGCCACCGGGGUGGGGCGCCGUGGGCGGCUACACCGUGCUGGCAGACCAGGAGCCGCGCCUGCGCCUCCCGCCCACGGGCAGAACUAAGGCCCUGAUCGAGAAGCUGGACGUGGCGGCCCGCACCCACCGUGUGUCCGUGCAGUGCCUGACGAGCAGGGGCAGCUCAGACCCACUGCGGUGCACGCUGCUCGUGGGCAAGGACGUGGCGGUGGCCCCCUCCCAGCUGCGGGUGGAUGGCAUCACCCAGGUGUCCGCCCGGCUCUCCUGGCUGCCCACCAACAGCAACUACAGCCACGCCAUCUUCCUCAAUGAGGAGGAGCUGGACGUGGUCCAGGCAGCCAGGUACCAGUACCAGUUCCUCAGCCUCAGGCCCAACACGGCCUACAAGGUCAAGGUCCUGGCCAGGCCCCACCAGGUGCCGUGGCAGCUUCCCCUGGAGCAGAGAGAGAAGAAGGAGGCCUUCGUGGAGUUCUCCACGCUGCCCGCAGGUCCUCCGGCUCCCCCACAAGAUGUCACCGUCCAAGCUGGGGCCACCCCAGCCACCGUGCACGUCGCCUGGAAGCCGCCGGCCCUGACUGCCACCGGGCUGUCCAACGGGGCCAACGUUACGGGCUAUGGCGUGUAUGCGAAAGGGCAGAGGGUGGCCGAGGUCAUCGCCCCCGCGGCGGACAGCACGGCUGUGGAGCUGGUGCGGCUGCGGAGCCUGGAAGCCAAGGGCGUGACCGUGCGGACCCUCUCUGCCCAGGGCGAGUCUGUGGACUCCGCCCUCGCUGCCAUCCCCCCUGACCUUCUGGUGCCUCCAGCCCCCCCAAGAACUGCUCCCUCACCGAAGCCAUUAGCAAGUGCCGCAGUCCCCGAUACCAAAGAUGACCGCCCGGGACCCCCUGUCCACGUGGACGAGGCCUGGGAGCAGGGCCGGGCGCCUUCCCACGGGCACAUGCUGGAACCCCCCAGCCCGCAGGGGCGGCGGUCCCCCUCGCCCAGCCGCGUCCUCCCGCAGCCUCAGGGGGCCCCUGUGUCCACCUCCGUCGCCAAGGCCAUGGCCCGGGAAGCUGCGCAGAGAAUGGCCGAGAGCAGCAGGUUAGAGAAAAGGAGCGUCUUCCCAGAGAGGAGUGGCCAGUACGCCGACUCCGACGAGGAGGGCGGCUACGAGUCCCCAGGUGUCAGGAGGAGGGGCACGUCGGUGGACGACUUUCUGAAAGGUUCCGAGCUCGGCAAGCCGCCUCACUGUUGCCACGGAGACGAGUACCACACGGAGAGCAGCCGGGGCUCGGACCUCUCGGACAUCAUGGAGGAGGACGAGGAGGAGCUGAGCUCGGAGAUGCAGCUGGAGGGUGGGGGCCGGCGGCGGCCCAGCGGCACGUCGCCCAGCGCCCUCAAGGAGCGCCCUAAGCACAGGACCUCUGAAGGGGCUUUCCUGGAGCGGCCCGCGCGCCCCCCGCAGGCCCCGCACAGCAGCAGGCUGUUCAGUAUCCCCGAAGUAGUGGAGGAGGACGCGGAGCGCUGUGAGUUCCUGCACAGACAGGGCUUAGGGUGCUCGUCCCGGACCCGGGGGCCCGGGGCCCCGCAGAGCUCCCGGUUUCCUGUGACACCCAGGGGCCCCGCAGCCGGGCCCCACACCGAAGACGUCCUUCUUGAAGACAGAGGCUGUCGGGUCAGCCGCGCGGCCGCCAGGAGCCCGGACAGCGGCCUGGACUGCGGGAGUGAAGAGGAGGACCCGCGGUGGAGCUCCAGACGCCCGGCCGCCCCGCGCAGCCCGGGCCCCGGGCCCUGUCCCUGCAGGAGCCUGAGGCCCCUGCUGGCCCGGCGGCGGACGCUGACCCGGCAGAGCAGCGUCGAAGAGGACUUCGGGGAGCAGGUGGAGCCCGGCACCCUUGUCAGGAGUGAUGACGCCCCCCCGAGCCCCGAGAGGCCUGCCCCUAGGACGUCUGGCUGGGACCAGCCCGUGGGCCCUGAUGUCUGGAAGAAAAGCCUAAAAGCGCCCCCCAGCAGGGCGACCGCCCAGCACGCACAGGCUCCCCCCCGAGUGGCCGAAGGCCCCGCGAUUUUAGGAAACCCCGCAUCUGCAGGACGGGCUGACCAGCUGGACUCCGUGGGCCGGAGGUUCCCCCACGGCAGCGCCGGCCCCCGGAGGCCCCGGCCCGGGGCAAGCCCCUCCAUCGAUGAAUACAGCGACCGAGAUCGGCUUUCCCCUGACUUCUAUGAGGAGUCCGAGACCGACCCCGGAGCCGAGGAGCCCCUGGCCCGCAUCUUCGUGGCCCUGUUUGACUACGACCCCCUGAGCAUGUCCCCGAACCCCGACGCUGCGGAGGAGGAGCUGCCCUUCAAGGAGGGGCAGAUCAUCAAGGUCUAUGGCGACAAGGAUGCCGAUGGCUUCUACCGCGGCGAGACCUGUGCCCGGGUCGGCCUCAUUCCCUGCAACAUGGUCUCUGAGAUCCACGCCGACGAUGAGGAGAUGGUGGAGCAGCUCCUCAGACAAGGCUUCCUGCCUCUCAAUGCGCCCGUGGAGAAAAUGGAGAGGACCAGAAGGAGCGGCAGGCAGCACCCCGCGUCCACGCGCAGAAUGGUGGCCCUGUACGACUACGACCCGAGAGAGAGCUCGCCCAACAUCGACGUGGAGGCUGAGCUCACGUUCUGCACGGGCGACAUCAUCUCUGUUUUCGGUGAAAUCGAUGAAGACGGGUUUUACUACGGGGAGCUCAACGGGCAGAAAGGCCUCGUGCCCUCGAACUUCCUGGAAGAAGUGCCUGACGACGUGGAAGUCUAUCUCUGCGAUGCCCCGUCCCCCCACGCACGGGACACGCCGGCGCGCUCCACGGCGAAACGGGUUCCUCCUGAGGGGGCAGGUACAGCAAGGAGAGCACCAUCCCCCACAGCCCAUCUCCAUUCGGGGUCACCUACGUCAUCUGUGGGUACUGGUAGUCCUGGGAGAGGCAGGGAAAUGUCCUCGAAAAAGAAAAAGGGGCUGCUUUUCAAAGGCAAGAGACUGCUGAAAAAGCUGGGCGCGGUGAAGUGAGUCACGGCUGCGGACGACCUCCGACCCUGAGCGAUGUCCUUUAA
Molecule: messenger RNA, 4191 nt
Organism: Pteronotus mesoamericanus
Lineage: Eukaryota; Metazoa; Chordata; Mammalia; Chiroptera; Mormoopidae
Gene: RIMBP2
Product: RIMS binding protein 2
Exons: 20
Coding region: 119-4147 (1342 amino acids)
Biological process (GO): neuromuscular synaptic transmission
Molecular function (GO): protein binding
Source: RefSeq, a predicted model, not a curated record